Molecule: messenger RNA, 1248 nt
Organism: Indicator indicator
Lineage: Eukaryota; Metazoa; Chordata; Aves; Piciformes; Indicatoridae
Gene: PLEKHA2
Product: pleckstrin homology domain containing A2
Exons: 11
Coding region: 1-1248 (415 amino acids)
Cellular component (GO): cytoplasm; membrane
Molecular function (GO): PDZ domain binding
Source: RefSeq, a predicted model, not a curated record
AUGCCGUACCUGGAUCGCCAGAACCGCAUCUGUGGCUUCCUGGACAUCGAAGAGAAUGAGACCUGUGGCAAGUUCCUGCGGCGCUACUUCAUCCUGGACACCCAGGCCAACUGCCUCCUCUGGUACAUGGACAACCCACAGAACCUGGCCAUCGGUGCAGGCGCUGUCGGAUCUCUGCAGCUGACCUACAUCUCCAAGGUGAGCGUCGCCACCCCGAAGCAGAAGCCCAAAACUCCUUUCUGCUUUGUGAUCAAUGCCCUCUCCCAGCGCUACUUCCUGCAAGCCAGCGACCAGAAGGACCUGCAGGACUGGGUGGAGGCUCUCAACAGGGCCAGUAAGAUCACGGUCCCCAAGGGUGGCAGCAUCCCACCAGCCACGGAGAUAGUGAAGCCUCCAGUGGUGCCCCAGGCCCAGGAGAGGAAGCCCCAAGUGGCCUACAAAACAGAGAUCAUUGGUGGGGUGGUGGUCCACACCCCCAUCUCCAUCAACCAGAAUGGGGGGGCUGGAGGGGAGGGCAGUGAUGUGGCUGCCCACCCUCUGCUGCGGCGAUCCCAGAGCUACAUCCCCACCUCGGCCACCAAACCUCCUGCUGGGCCACCUGUCCUCAAGAGUGGCUACUGCGUGAAGCAGGGGAACGUGAGGAAGAGCUGGAAGCGCAGGUACUUCGUCCUGGAUGAGUUCUCCAUCAGUUACUACAAGUGUGAGCAGGACAAGGAGCCCCUGCGGUCAAUCCUCCUGAAGGAUGUCUGCAAGACCCACGAGUGCCUGGUCAAGUCUGGGGACCUCCUGAUGCGGGACAACCUCUUUGAAAUCAUAACCAGCUCCAGGACCUUCUACAUCCAGGCCGACAGCCCUGAGGACAUGCACAGCUGGAUCCAGGUCAUCACAGGGGCAGUGCAGGCCCUCAGAACCCGUCCCAGGGAGAUGUCCUUCAUGAGAUCCACCUCCAUGGGGAGGACCAGCGGCUCCUCGGCGCCCCCGCAGCAGCGGCAGGCAGCGGAGGAGAGGAGAGGAUUGUGCAGAGCUCCCUCCAGCUCUGCCUGGCAGCCCUGGACGCCGGUGCCACAGGCAGAGGGGAAGCAGCUGGGGCAGGAGGUGGUGCCAGUGCCACUGGGGGACUCUGUGUUCCUGCCAGCCUCGGCCGAGCCGGGCAGGCGCCAGCGGCACAGGUCGGAGCCGCAGCAGCUCCGGGAGAAGCCUUUUGCCUUCGACCUGGACGAUGACAGCAUCAGGACCUCCGACGUCUGA